Oreochromis niloticus (Nile tilapia) is the source of this 821-nucleotide messenger RNA. RefSeq lists its product as uncharacterized. Gene Ontology annotation, biological process: cell surface receptor signaling pathway. The coding region runs from base 90 to 815 and encodes 241 amino acids. Gene Ontology annotation, cellular component: plasma membrane. The transcript is spliced from 2 exons. The record is from RefSeq and is a predicted model, not a curated record. Lineage: Eukaryota; Metazoa; Chordata; Actinopteri; Cichliformes; Cichlidae.
UCAAGUUUGAUCCCUUUUGAAGUCACAUUUGAGGCUCAAUUUAAUCCUUAAGAUUUCCUUUAAGUGGUGAAAGCAGCAACAAAUUAAUUAUGUUCACUGAUAAAAUACUGACAUGCAAUUCCUAUAAUCAAGCUGGACCAGUUUCCUUGUCAAGAAUUUCAGGCAGGCAGAGAAAAUUUCAAAAAACAAUCCAAAAAAUACACCAUGUUCUAAAAUCCAUCUUCCUCAGUCAUCAUAUGUUGUUGUUAAUGGAAAUGAUGACCUGUGGGCGGACCAGCAGCGUCACAUAUACUUGCAUCUACAUCUGGAGUGACAAUUUCAUUGCGCAACACUCCCACCUCCAACUCUUCAUACAACUGUCUCAAACUGGUCAUGCCAAACAGAACGUGGACAUCUUCAUCAUGAGCAAACGACGUCUCCUCAUAUUUUCAUUCUUAUUGCUGUGGGUAUCAGGUCUAACUGAUGGGGGGGAAGUCAAGCAGACCGCCAUGCUGUGGAAAAACCAGGGUGAUAAUGUAUCUAUAGAAUGCAGUCAUACCUAUGGCAGUAGCUAUUACCAGAUGUACUGGUACAGACAGCUGCCUGGAGAACUAAUGAAACAAAUGGUGUUAACUACUGCAAGCUCCAAACCUGACUUUGAACCAGACUUCAGGGAUGAAAAAUUCUCAGUAAUGAAGCCUGAUGCUCUGAGUGGGACACUGAUAGUGAAGAAUUUGGUGCCAGGAGAUCAAGGCUUGUAUUUCUGUGCUGUUAGUAUGCACAGUGAUACAGCCACACUCAACACCCGUACAAAAACCUCACAUCAUGAACUGUAGGGGGAU